Pochonia chlamydosporia 170 is the source of this 996-nucleotide messenger RNA. RefSeq names its product NmrA family protein. The record is from RefSeq and is a predicted model, not a curated record. The transcript is spliced from 4 exons. Lineage: Eukaryota; Fungi; Ascomycota; Sordariomycetes; Hypocreales; Clavicipitaceae. The coding region runs from base 1 to 996 and encodes 331 amino acids.
AUGUCUCCCAAGAUCAUCACUGUUUACGGUGCCACUGGCAACCAGGGUGGAAGUGUGGUCAACUCCCUUCUCGGAAACAAGUCUGGCAACUUCAAGAUUCGAGGUAUCACCAGAAACCCAGACUCUGACAAGGCCAAGGCUCUUGCUGCUCGCGGAGUUGAAAUUGUCAAGGCCGAUGGCCUGGUAAAAGAGCAGAUGGUCGCAGCGUUCAAGGGAACCUGGGCCGUCUUUCUCAACACCAACUCUCCCGACCCUAUUUUCCAUCAACCAGGGGGUAUCUCUGAAAGCGACCAUGGCAAGGAGGUCGUAGAUGCAGCCUUUGAGGCAGGUGCGGAAGUUUUACUCUAUAGUGGCACAUCAUCUCCCGCCAAGAUCACGAACGGAGCCAUUGUCAGCGAGGGAAUGGAUGAGAAGUAUGCCAUUGCUGAAUACGCCAAGUCCAAGGGCUUUAAGAGUGCCGUCAACGUCGGCACUGGUUGGUACCUUGAGAACCACUUCAACCCCGAGUUCACUGGCCUCCUUGGAGGUCUCCCCUACACUGAAGAUGAGGAGGGCUAUCUCACUCUGUCAAUGCCCAACUGGGGCGGAGACAACACCAUCCCGUUCAUCUCGAUUGCAGAUGACUAUGGCGACAUUGUCCACGGUGUUCUUCUUAACCCAGAGGCGUACAACGGGCAAUUUGUUCAGAGUAUCAGCCAGCUUGCCACUCCUGUAGAGCUUGCUGCUGCAGUUGAGAAAGCAACUGGCAAGAAGUCCCGCUUCAACGAAAUCAAGGACUGGAAAACAUUUGAGACGUACGGAGACCCUGAGGUUGAGACCGUCAAGAACCUGUUUGGCUUUGUCAACUAUACUGGCGGCCAUUACUUUGGUGUUCCCAGUGACAUUACCCUCUCCAGGAAGUUGAAGGCGGACGCUGCGGCAGCCAAGGGCCUUGGAGCAGAAGACGGCAAGCUUACGACUGUUGACCAGUUCGCCAAGAAGGUUCUAUCUGCAUGA